Molecule: messenger RNA, 1170 nt
Organism: Aspergillus nidulans FGSC A4
Lineage: Eukaryota; Fungi; Ascomycota; Eurotiomycetes; Eurotiales; Aspergillaceae
Exons: 4
Coding region: 1-1170 (389 amino acids)
Source: RefSeq, a predicted model, not a curated record
AUGAUUUUGACCCGCGGGAACUCCAGGCUGAUCAAGACCACGGCCGCGGUAUUCUGUGCCUGCGUUCUACUCGCCUUUCUCUUCAAUCACCAAGAUGGCUACCAAUCCACCAGAAAGUUAAUCCACGCCGGCCGGUCUCGCCUAGAAAAUGCCAUGUUCGAGCGAAUCAAAAACGAGACGCUAGGGUUUCAACACAUUUAUGCCAUCGGGCUCAAAGAACGCACCGACAAGCAUGAUUCUCUCACACUGGCCGCCUCGGCCACCGGGAUGAAUGUUGAAUGGCUCGAGGGCGUUCGACCCGGCGACGUAUCGGAAAAAGCUCUUCCGCAGGGAAUGGACAAUCCAGAGAUCCCAUACGCCGUUGUCUUGUGCUGGCGCGCGCACAUGAAUGCACUGCGCAGAGUCGUGGAGAACAAGUAUACGACGGCUCUCAUUAUGGAAGACGACGCCGAUUGGGAUGUCACGAUCAGGCCGCAACUGCGCGAGAUUGCUCGAGGGGUCCGCGAGCUCUCCAGCAACCAGAAAGCCCCGAGGAAGGAGCCGUACGGCACAAACUGGGAUCUGCUCUGGAUCGGCGGUUGCGCGACUCUGCAGGACAAGAACGAAACGGAUCUUUAUAUGAUCCCCGACGAUCCAACGACGCCCAGUCUCGGCCAUCGCGGCCCAUGGCAAGGUCCGAUUGGGCCACACGAGGAUUGGCGAAACCAGCACCCAGAAGUCUCGAUGGACUCGACGCGAUUUGUUUAUCGGGCGGGCCACGGCUGCUGCCUGUACGGGUACGCCGUGACCUACCAAGGCGCGCGGAAGAUCCUUGCGGCUCUGUCGCUAGAGCGGAGCGCGGAAGUGGACAAUUCGCUGGGCGAUCUCUGUGGAGGCAAGAACGGGCGGCAGCAGAUCCGCUGUUUUGGCGUGUAUCCGAACGUCAUUGGCACCUUCAAGCCGGCAGGGCUGAGCUCGCGGCACUCGGAUAUCCAAAACUAUAGUACGACCGACUGGGUGAAUGCGGAGUCGUGGAACAUGGUCUACAGCACGAGGAUGAACCUGCAGCGACUGCUUGCGGGGGAGGAGACCGUGUAUUCGCAGUGGAACACCUCAUUCGUGCCGUGGUCCAAGGGCGAGGUCAAGCCACGGGAGGUGCAGUAUCCGCGAGGGUACGUGGUACGAGGGUAG